UCUGAAGCCAUUUUGUUUUGUCAUCUGACUUAACAGUUUAGACAGGCGAGUAUCUUACGUAUUUAAGUUAUACACUGAACUCAGCGAUGUCACAAAAUUUGCUUGCAUGGAUUAAAAGCUAGUCCCUUCUUCGACUGUUGGCCCUUCAUCACUCUAAGUAUCUUUUCCAUGGUUUGUCAUGAUAUUGCUUGCUCAAACGCUAAGCCUAAUGAAUUGGGCCUUGCCAAAUUUAGAAUAUAAACUAUUCCACUAUGCUUACAGGGCCAUGGCCUCUACGAUUGCAACGAUUCGAUGACCAGCGUGACUUCAUUGCAUCGACUCGGGGGUCAAUCUUGCGAAGAUUACAAUCUGUAGUCUCAUCCACCAAUGACAAUAAAGGUGUAGACAAAGCAGCACCCGAGUGCAUGAUAAUCCACGUGAGAGGCUACAACAGAAAAGAGCAGAUCUACGUCUUUAUCGAAUCCACAUCAUAUGUAUUCACUACUUGCGGCACCUUGCCGCGCAGCGUAAGAUUGACGCUACUGUCCCUAAGUCGGCAAAGCAGCGUAAGAUUGACGCUACUGUCCCUAAGUCGGCAAAGCAGCCUCAGCUGUCGCUGUAUGUCAACGGUAAAGCGUCGAAAAGUUAGAACAGCGAUUUAAUCAAUAUCGCCCCGCAUAUUCAUGUGAUAGAAACUCUUAUGCGUCGCGUUGCAUUCCAGAUCGACGUAAUAAUGAAAAAGUCAAUUCAGUUGCUAAUUCAAGCAAAAUAGGACUUAAUCACGCAUGAUUCGGCACAUAUGCAGCCUUUAAGGACUCACAAUCGCCAUUCAAUAGAAAGCUUAGGGUCCAAUUGUGCGAUUGGCAACUCGUGCUGUGUUCGAUACGCUACAAGGCUGAAUUGUGCACAUAUCAGAUCCAUCUUCUUGAUCUUGUUAUCCUUUAGAUGGCUUCGUUGUAGUGCACAGGUUUUGUUGGCUUCAGUCAGACAACUCACUUGUGCCGGGCACGUAUCGGUUGAUCUGAGAAUCAGAAUGUUUCGUAGACACCUUCCUUAAUGCUCGCUGAAAUAGUUCAUGAGGAAAGUCGUGUCACCAGUUUUUUUAUGAUACAGUUCUUACAAGAUAAGGUUCGCUUGUAAGCGGCUGGUGUGACGAAUGAAGCGCUCGAAUAAAAUGAGAUCAAAAGCAUUUUAUCAAAUGCCUGCAUACUUCAGGUGGCUAGGAGCGAUACGUGAAACGCGUUAGGGCAUUGGUAAACAACACCAAGAAUUUUUCAACGAAUUACUGGGUGCAUGCACAGUAGUGUGCAAGGCACGAGAAAUAUUUUCAUCAAAGCCGUUCAAAUUCUUGCGUCAAAUCCAUCGUUUUAACGAAAAUCCGUAUGACUGUUUUCUUGAAUAUUUCAUCGUGCAUCGUUCAAUGUUGUGGUGGUCCCCAGCUAUCACGCACACACACACGACCGCACUGCUUGAAAACCUAUGGCAGUUUAAGUGACAGAGUACACUGGCAGAAUGGUAGUAGACGUCGGAGUAGAUAAAGCCAGGAUGCUAUCGUAGCAAGAUGGUAUUUCAGUCUCAGAUACCAAAUAAGCUGCGUGGUUUCACAAAAUGGAUAGGUUAUGCUCCAUUAUUUUGCUUCGAUCUCAUGUGCAAUCCAAGAGUCGCACCGAGUCAAGCACUACCUAACCC
This is a messenger RNA of Plasmopara halstedii, 1668 nucleotides long. RefSeq lists its product as uncharacterized. The transcript has a single exon. NCBI's taxonomy places the organism in Eukaryota, Oomycota, Peronosporomycetes, Peronosporales, Peronosporaceae. The record is from RefSeq and is a predicted model, not a curated record. The coding region runs from base 252 to 641 and encodes 129 amino acids.